Astrephomene gubernaculifera is the source of this 1138-nucleotide messenger RNA. NCBI's taxonomy places the organism in Eukaryota, Viridiplantae, Chlorophyta, Chlorophyceae, Chlamydomonadales, Astrephomenaceae. The record is from the annotation of a GenBank genome assembly.
GUUCGUUUCUAAACAUAAGUUUUUAUUUACAGUGAUAAAGCACUCAUGCGGGCUACUCACACAACUGCGUAUCUUAAGCUUGCACGCGAAACGGGAACCUCCUUUGUUACCGUCUAUCAUAUCCAUAGCCGCAAGAAAAUGACAGCAUCAAAAGCUAUUCACUCUACACAAGCUCCACGUACCGAGCAGUGGGAGCCUCGUGGCCAACCACAGCCACAUUCAGGUCCGAAGUCAACGGACCAUCAGCCACGACAGGCUCAAGAGGAGCGACGGGGACCGUCACAGGGGCAAAUGGUGCAGGCGGUCGCAUUCCCAUCUCCAGUGCCCUUGGUGGACAUCGGUAUAAACCUGGUGGACCGCUCUUUCCAAUCGGACAUCGAUAACGUGUUGCAGCGGGCGCGGGAGGCGAAUGUGCGGGGCCUCAUCGUGACAGGAACAUGUGUGCGAACCUCCACCGCGGCCGCGCGGCUGUGUGACGCCAAGUCCCGUGAGCACCCGCUGUUCUUCACCGCCGGUGUGCACCCGCACAAUGCCAAGCAAUGUACCUCCUCCACCCUAGAUGAGCUCCGCCGCCUAGCAUCUCACCCGCGCUGCGUCGCCAUCGGCGAGUGUGGACUCGACUUCAACCGCAACUUCAGCCCCCCGGACGUGCAGGAGAAGUGGUUUGAGGAGCAGGUGCGGCUGGCGAAGGAGCUCAAGCGGCCGCUGUUCCUGCACUGCAGGGACGCCUCGGAGCGCUUCACAGCCAUUCUCAGUCGCCACAUGCCGCUGCCCGCUCCUGCCGUGGUGCAUUGCUUCACGGGCUCCCGGACCGAGCUGGAGGGCUUGCUGGCGUUGGGCGCGUACAUCGGGAUAACCGGCUGGAUCUGCGACGACCGGCCCGAGCGCGGCGGCGCCGAGCUGGCCUCCCUGCUACACCGAGUGCCCCGGGAGCGGCUGAUGAUUGAGACGGACGGCCCCUACCUGGUCCCCAGGUCCAUCAAGCCCAGCAAGGCUCGUCCGGGUCGCAACGAGCCCGCGCUGCUGCCGCAUGUGCUGCAGGCGGCAGCAGCCGCUCUGGGCGUCAGCCCCGAGGAGCUGGGUCGCUCCACAACCGAGGUGGCCUGUCGGGUGUUUGGCCUUCCGAGGCAUGAGCUGG